AUAAUUCGCACACUCUCGUUUGUUAUAACAAAAAGAACAUGGAGAAUAGAAAACGACCUUUAACACCAACAGAAUCAAGCGCAGGGAAAAGGCCUAGAGUGGUUGGUACAAAGGCCUCACAAGCACGUGCAAAAGCUAUUACUGCUCAGUUGGAUUCUACAAAACCUAAAGUACCCCAAAGAAAAAGACCUGCAGUUCUAGCAGAAACAGAUCCCUUGGCCAAAUCUUACCAUACAAAGGCGUCAGGCUUAAAAGAGAGGCCUUCCUGGGAUUUACGAGGCAAAGUAGAAGACAUGACUCAAUUACACAAAUUUAACAAGGAACGAUUGGAAAAGUUAAACCAAUAUAAACUCGAGUUGGAAGUAUUGCGCGAUGAAAAAGAGUCUGCAGAAAAGGAAGCACUUUUAAAAGCACAAGCAUUACAAGCAGAAAUUACGACUUUAGAAAGAAAUCAUAUCACCAAUGUUGCUGACCUUCAUACCAAUCAACGCAUAGAAUCUCAACAGUUGGAAGAUAGUAAGCUGAACUUUGAUCGCAACUUGAACAAUUUAGAAGUUGAAGUCAAUGAAGCAAAUAGACGGCUACAAACCGCCAAAGGCGAAUUAGAACAAAGGUUAUCAGAGAAUCAGUCAUUGAGGGAUAAAAUUAUUAAAUUGCAAGAUUCAUAUGAAGGUGCAGAAGCUGAAAUCAUCAGCUUGAAAUCAAAAAUCAAACAUACCAAAUCGUCGAUCACAGAGAAAGAGUACGAAAUCGAACAUAAGAGAGCCCAAAUCAAGAGCGUCAAUGUGAAUGUGGACGAUCUUAAAUCAAAGUUAGCAGAAGCACAUAAAGAUCGUGAUCGUCUAUUAAGUAUCGUAAAGGAUUUGGAAGAGGAUGCGCUCAAAAAUAAGCAAAAAGUUGUGACAAUCUUGAAUACUUGAAUAAUUCACACACACAUGAAGGCAAUACACGCAUCAACAUAACACAUUUACUAAUAAAUAAUUUACCCAUACACGCAGCAAUAAAUUAACAUUCUCUGUUUCAAUCGCAGUGAAUUUUUUGAUUGCACAAUCUUAAUAAAUAUCCACUACGACUCUUAUCAAGUCAUAAUAACGCUUUGUAUCAC
This is a messenger RNA of Mucor mucedo, 1105 nucleotides long. RefSeq lists its product as uncharacterized. The transcript has 7 exons. The coding region runs from base 39 to 920 and encodes 293 amino acids. The record is from RefSeq and is a predicted model, not a curated record. Lineage: Eukaryota; Fungi; Mucoromycota; Mucoromycetes; Mucorales; Mucoraceae.